CUGAGCCGCCGUCACAGCCACGAGCACCCCGUGGAGGUCCCCUCGGGGGGCGGGGGGGGGCUGCAGGGAGGAGGAGGGGGGUUGGAGCGCAGCAACUCCGCACCCCUGCCCGCGGGGGGACUGAUGCAGCAGCUGCAGGCACCGCAGCAACAACAACAGCAGCUUCAGCAGCCGCAGUCUAAGAAGAGACGGGCUGCCAGCUCCUCCCACGGAGGCCCCGCUGCGCCCUCGGCUGCAGCUGCACUGGCCCCAGUACAGACAUCACAGCAGCAACCGGCCAGCACCCGCACCAGCACCAACACCCCCCUGACCCCGCCAACCUCAACUCCCAACGCAGCCCCGGCGGCAUGUAACGGCGCUGCAGACGCCGCCACUCCCACCCCCACCACCCCCACCUCCACCGCUUCCUCCGAUACCGCUAUCCCCGACCCCGACCCCCAGCAACAGCAGCAAGGGCAGCAGCCCCCCGCCCGCCCCUCCCGCGGCCCGCUGCUUGGCUCCACCCCCGUCCACACCGCCGGCCGCUUCAGCCUGCUGUCUAGCGAGCGCGUGUGGCACGAGAAACACACGGGACUAUACAACCUGGCGCUCAUCAUAUUGGUGCUCACAAACUUCAGGUUGGCCCUAGAGAACGCGCUCAAAUACGGCUGGCGGCUGAACCCGGUGGUGGUGGUGGGCGACCUGCUGGCUGGGCGGGGGGGCAGCCUGGGGGCGGGGGGCGGGGUGGUGAACGUGCCGCUGGUGGCCACCUACCCGUGUCUGCUGGCAGCAGCGGGGCUGAGCUGGGGGGUGGAGGUGGCGGGCUGGGCGCUGCUGGCUGGGGAGAUGCGGCUCCGCGACCGUCUCUCCAAGCGCUCCGACCUGCCCGCCCCCGCGCUCUCCGCCGCCCUCGCCUCCCGCGCCCGGGCUCACGAGUGGCUGUUGUUCCUGCUCAACACCGCCACCACCAGCUGCGUAAUCGGACUGCCCUGGGCGGUCAUCUAUCUCACAAAGGCCGAGCCCAUCUCCGGCGGCAUCCUGAUCGGGUUGGCGGUUGUGUUGUGGAUGAAGCUGGUGAGCUACCACCACUGCUGCGCCGAUCUGCGGCAGGCACGCAGGGCGGGGGAGCUGAGGCCGGGGGAGCGGGGAAGCGCGGACACACCGGCGGGAGGGGCGGAGUGGGGGCCACUGGCGAGGUACCCGGAGAAUCUGACGGCACGCAACAUGUUGUACUUCCUUGCCGUACCCACCCUCACAUACCAGGUCAACUACCCCCGCUCCCGCUCUAUCCGCGGGCGGUGGCUGCUGCGGCGCUGCUUCGAGCUGGCCAUCAGCCUCACCGCCCUCGCCAUCAUCAUCGGGCAGUACAUCCAGCCCACCGUAAACAACUCGAUGGGGCCGCUGCGGCAGAUGGACCUGCCCCGUGUGGUCGAGCGCGUGCUCAAGUUGGCGCUGCCCUCCACCUACGCCUGGUUGCUGCUGUUCUACGCGCUGUUCCAUCUGUGGCUCAACGUGCUGGCGGAGCUGACCCGGUUCGGGGACAGGGAGUUCUACAAGGACUGGUGGAACGCCGCCACGGUGGGCGAGUACUGGAAGCUGUGGAACAUGCCUGUGCACCGCUGGCUGCUGCGACACGUCUACUUCCCAGCCAUCCGAGCCGGCUGGCCGCGCUUCUGGUCGGUGGUGCUCACCUUCUUCGUGUCCGCUGUGUUUCACGAGCUGGUGCUGGGGGUGCCGCUGCACCUGGUGCGGCUGUGGGCGUUCGGGGGCAUCAUGUUCCAGGUACCUCUCAUCAUGGCAACUGAAAAGCUGCGCAAGCGGCUAAACCGAGAUGAGCUAGGCAACUACAUCUUCUGGAUCGCCUUCUGUGUGGUGGGUCAGCCGGUGUGUGUGCUGCUCUACUACCACGAUUACAUGGUGGGAAUACGGCCCGCGCUGCUGGCGCUGAGGGCGGAUGGAGGC
Messenger RNA from Astrephomene gubernaculifera, 1941 nucleotides. NCBI's taxonomy places the organism in Eukaryota, Viridiplantae, Chlorophyta, Chlorophyceae, Chlamydomonadales, Astrephomenaceae. The record is from the annotation of a GenBank genome assembly.